GUGCGAUUAACUAAUGCAUUCAUGUCCAAGCUGUCUGUCCAAAUACUCAUCUAUCUCGAAGUGUUUGAGCACCGAUAUCUCUCCCAGCCAGCCAGCCAGCCAGCCAGCCACAACUAACUGCCCGUCUGCUAUGCAGCACAGUACGCACACGUCUCUCAUCGGUCACUGCUGUCCCUAAUCUGCUCCGCCUCCAAAAAGGCCGCCAUGCUCUCGGCACUGAGGCGAUGAUAGAUCCAUUCACGCAUCUGCUCAGCGCCGAUCUUGUGCUGAUAGAAUGUCAGAGCAGGCUGAUUCCAAUCGAGCGCCUGCCAAUCCAGCCUAGCACACCGUAGUCUUGCCGAUAACUCUAUCGCCGCCCGAAGCAACUGCGAUGUCCACCAUCCAACAUAGCGCACACAGCAGGCAGGCAGCACAGAGAAAGAGCAUUUACCUCUGCCUGUCCCUGUCCCUCUCUGUGUGCGUAUGUCUUGCCAUUUUGCCGAUGCCGCUCUUCCGAUGCUCCUCGUGUACAUAAAGAUCCUCCUGAUCGAUUGGCGCCACACACACACACAUAUUACAAGCACCCACCCAUUGUGUAUCCAAACGUGCGUGCACUGAUUUAGAUGCUUACGUACAAGGAAGAGGUACUCCCCGCGCCACGUGCUGAAGGCAGCGUGAAGCAAGGCAAAACCGGCAGGUGCAGAGCCAGAGUAGGCCAAGAAGCAAUAAAACCUCGGCCGGUCGCCGAAUCCCACAUUGAGCAGAUACUCCUGGUUGAACACAUUGAGAAGCCAAGCAGGAAAACGGCACUCCAUUCAUUGCAGAACACACACGAGAGAGAGUGCGGUGCAUGCUGUGCACACCGUUGUGUGAGCGCACCUCGCUUGUCUUGACCUGAUCUGACAUUUGUUCAAACGCCGCUAAGGCACGAAUAAACGCCAUGAUAUCCUUGACGUGCUCCCUUCUAGCCAGACAGAGCUGGACCUCACUGCCUUUGGUUGCCCAGCCUGACGAUUCGACACAGAUCUCCUCCAUCGCACGCAGCACGUCGGAAGGCGCGAAGCUCGUCAUGCGGGCGACAGAAGGGACAGAAGAAGCAGCACACUUGCAACAAAU
This is a messenger RNA of Vitrella brassicaformis, 1095 nucleotides long. NCBI's taxonomy places the organism in Eukaryota, Vitrellaceae. The record is from the annotation of a GenBank genome assembly.